GGGCGGGCGGCCAAGAUGGCGGACGGCGACAGCGGCAGCGAGCGCGGCGGCAGCGGCAGCGGCAGCGGAGGGGGGGGCGGCGGGGGAGGCUUCGCGGCGCCCCGGGGAGGCGGCGGAGGAGGGAGCGGGGCCGGCGGCGGAGGCGGAGGAGGCGGAGGAGGAGGCGGCGGGGCCGGCCCCGAGCAGGAGACGCAGGAGCUGGCGUCGAAGCGGCUGGACAUCCAGAACAAGCGCUUCUACCUGGACGUGAAGCAGAACGCCAAGGGCCGCUUCCUCAAGAUCGCCGAGGUGGGCGCGGGGGGCUCCAAGAGCCGCCUGACGCUCUCCAUGGCCGUGGCCGCCGAGUUCCGCGAUUACCUGGGCGACUUCAUCGAGCACUACGCGCAGCUGGGGCCCUCCAGCCCCGAGCAGCUGGCGCAGGCCGCCGGCCCCGGCGGCGACGAGGGGAGCGGGCCCGGGCCGCGGCGGGCCCUGAAGAGCGAGUUCCUGGUGCGGGAGAACCGCAAGUACUACCUGGACCUGAAGGAGAACCAGCGCGGGCGCUUCCUCCGCAUCCGCCAGACCGUCAACCGCGGCCCCGGCGGGCCCGGAGGCUUCCCCGGCGGCCCCCCCGGGCUGCAGAGCGGGCAGACCAUCGCGCUGCCCGCCCAGGGGCUGAUCGAGUUCCGCGACGCCCUGGCCAAGCUGAUCGACGACUACGGGGGCGAGGAGGACGAGCUGGGCGGCCCCGGGGGCGGCGGGCCGGGCGGCGGGGGGCUCUACGGGGAGCUGCCCGAGGGCACCUCCAUCACCGUGGACUCCAAGCGCUUCUUCUUCGACGUGGGCUGCAACAAGUACGGCGUCUUCCUGCGGGUGAGCGAGGUGAAGCCGUCCUACCGCAACGCCAUCACCGUCCCCUACAAGGCCUGGGCCAAGUUCGGCGGCGCCUUCUGCCGCUACGCCGAGGAGAUGCGCGACAUCCAGGAGCGCCAGCGGGACAAGCUCUACGACCGCCGCGCCGGGCCCCCCGGUCCCGGCAGCGGCAGCGGCGCUGGCGACGACUCCGACGGCGACGACGUGGACGACGACUGAGCCCCCCCGCCGCCAGCGCCCGCCGGCCUCCCCCCUCCUCUUCCCUCCCUGCCCUUCCCCGGACCCCCCUUCCCCUCCUCGCCGCGACGGGGAGAAGGGGGCCCCGAGCCCGCCUCCGAGUCCCCCUCCCUGGCCCCCGGCUCCGCCACCGGCGAGAGGAGAGAGAAACCGGCCCGACCGCAGCCACCGACCGCGUCCCUCCCUCCUCCGCACCACCGGGACGAGCCACCGGCGUGCCCCCGGGGGCGAGCGCCCGGCCCCCCCCUUCCUCCCUUCAUCCUCCCCCCCCCCCCCCCGCCUGCUUCAGCCCGAGGACUCCGCGCUUUUUUGGGGCCGGGGGUGCCCGGAUCCUCUCUCCUCUCCCGUCCCGCCCCGACCCCCUCUGUCCGUGUCGGCGUCGUGCCCCCCGCCACCACCGAAACCAGCAGCCCGGCACCCCCCGGGGAGCCGCCGCACGCCGGCUGGGGGGGAGCGAAGGAGCCGGCGAGCUUUCGGCAGCCAGAUGCCAUGCGGGGGGGGCCGUCUCUGGACCAACGUCCAUUGUCUCUUAUUUUUUUCCUCUUUUUUUUCUUUUUUUUUUUUUUUUCCUCCCCCCUUUGCGGAAUCGUUUUGUUUUCUGGGAUGCGAACUGCUAAACUCCAGGCGCCUGAACUGGAACCCGUAACUGAGCUAGUGCAAAGCUGGCAGGUUUCUGAAGAUAAAGGAACACUUCUGUUCUGAUUUAUUAUUAUUUUUUUUUGGAUUAUUAUUAUUUUUCCCCCCCCCCUUCCCUUCUUUUUAACAUGGGGGUUGCAAAGAGAGGUAGGCUAGAGAAAAAAGCAGGCACAAAGCACAAGGCAAGCUCGACGGAUCGGCUGCUGCUCGCUGGAGAUCUUCCCCUCCUCUCCAAAUAAGGUGGGCUCGAGCGAGCGCCGGGUUGGCAGCGGGAAGGCCAGGCAGGAUUCCCCGGGCGGCCGCGAGCGGGGCCGCCGCCGUCGGAUGAAUUUUUCCAAGCCCUGGCUCGGCCGGGAGCCCCGGCGGCCAGGAGGAGCGCCCGGCGCCGCGCGCGGGACUCGGAGGCCUCGGCGGGCACGCGCCCGCGCGACGCCGGCGACCUCAGGUGCAGAAACCCAACCCGUUGGUCUUCGCCCGCGGAUUUUUAACACGAACUCGAUGCGUUUCCUCAGUACCUCACGCCGUGCGAGCGGCGGGGCCGGCGCCGGCCGGCUCGUUAGCGCGACGCAACCUGUGGGAGCUCCGACCAGCGCUGGGACCGCGCACCCCGGCGGCCGGGGCGUUGGAUUUUUAUUUUUUUUCUCUUUUUUCUCUCUCUCUUUUUUUUUUUUUUUUUUUAACCACCUCGCCGUUUCACCAGAGACUGGCUCCUGCCAACAACUCGUCCAGCUGCUCCGGAAUCAAAGUGGGGUCCUUUCAGCGAUCACCUCUGUUAUUAAAUGGAUUUUCACUCUCAAAUGGUCUUUUUUUUUAGCUGAUCGGGUCAGUCCUGCCCCUCCAGAAAGGUAUUUUUUUAGCCACGUUAUCCUAGUAACUUUGAACUGAAUGGGGAGCCCGCUGUUCAUUCCAAAGUUUCAGGUAUCAUUGUGUGACACCUUCUAGAGUCUCUAGGACUUUUUAAUUUUUUUCCUCUCACGAUUUUUUAUUAUUUUUUUUCCUCUUUUUGGAAACUGUGCAUGCCUGCCCUCUGAGCUGCCUUGUUAAUUUAUUGUUGCGAACCCUUCUGCUGGCGUCCCCCUCUCCGCGCUCUCUGUUCGCUCCGUAUUUAUUGGAAGGCGAGGAACGGCCCCACAGCGACUCCCCACGCGGCCGGCCGGGGGGGCACCGGCUCCGUGCCCCACCCCGAGCCACGAGGACGGCCCCACGCAGCCGCCCGCCGCCGCCUCUCGCCGCCCUCCCGUUGUCCGUAGGUCUUUUUAAGGGAUUUUUAACGAGAACUUAUUAUUUUUUUUUUCCUUUUCCUUCCGUUUUCCCCCGUUUUUUAAUUCUUCUCCGUCGCAAAGAACUCGGUUUCCUAAAAUCCUAACGGGAGCAAUAGUAUUUCUCGAUGUCCGAAUCACAUCCGUACACUUGUACUGUAUUUUGUACUGUAAGGCAGCUGUUUCCAGUAAUGUCCUGCUGUAUUUACCGAUGUGUUUUGUUCACACGCGUUCAGUUCUUUGCCGCGGAGAACGCAGCGCCGCGGGCCGGCGGCGAGGAGGAGGAGGAGGAGGACGAAGGCGGCCCCAGCCCCGGCCCCGCUCGCCGCCCAGGACGCCGGCUCCGCGCGCAGACCAGCAUCUCGUCCCCUCGCUUCGGUGGUGAUGGACUUUCUGUUGCUCAGCUGCUGUGAGCCAGUUCGGUUCUUGCAAAGAUGCAGGCGGUACCUCUCCUUUUGAAGAGGAUUAUAUAUAUAUAUAUAUAAAUAUAUAUAUUCUUUUUUUUUUCUUUUUUUUUCUUUUUUUUUUUUUUUUGGCUGAAAUCGCAGUAACUAGCCUUACCUUUCUACUCUGUGGUAGCGGCGUGGGCUUCGCGGGCCCGGCUACGCUGUCGAUAGCUGCCUAGGAAAACCCGUGGAAGAGGCAAAGAGGCAAAGAUCACGUCCGCCAAAAAAAAAAAAAAAUGUCCAACCCACUGCCGCAGACGGCGUUCGCUUUGGCAACCAGAAACCUUUCUCCCACCGGCGCCAGGCCGGCCCAGCGAUGUAUCUAUGUACAGAAACCUUCCGCAGCUCCAUUUGACCUUCCAGCACACAGGUGAGAAGAGCAGAGCGCGUCGGGGGAAGAAAUCUCGCAGCAAAAAAAAAAAAAAAAAAAGGAAAAAACAAAAUUAUUAACAGAAAUAAGGUUUUUUUUUAUUUUUAUUUUUAUAACCCUGCCAGCGGCCGGCGAGAGCGAUUUUCGGAGAGGUGGGCGGGCGAGGAGACGCUCCUCGUUUUGGGCUUCGGCGGUCGCUUCGUGCUCCGGGAGCUCAAUCCCAAAAUCACCCCCGUGGCGGGCGGGUCGGCCGGUGGCUGUGCGAUGUGUGCACCUGGAGGGGUGCGCGCAGGAGGCUGGGGGUUGUUUCUUUUUUCGGUUUGGAUUCGGUAGAAAACGGGCAAAAUGUUGUUUGUGUUUUAUUUUAAUGUUUUAUGCCGGAAGGGGGAAAUCCCAAAUGGUUGGAGCUUCCAGAUUUCUGUUGCCCCAGAAGGGACGGUUUGAGAGCGCAACUCUAUCAGAGCAUCUGCUGUACAAAAGGCAAUGUAAAUCUUGUAUAGCACCCCAAAAAAAACUUCGUGUAAAUACCCGAGACGUCUGGGCCGAUCGCCCGGAGCCCGAGGCGGCCGCAGAGGGGUCCCCGCGGGGAUCACCCCCAAAAAAAAAACAAAACAAACCCAACCCCGCGGCUCCACUACAGUCAAAACUGCUUCAAUUUCCCCGCUCCCUCCUGAGAGAAAAGGAAAAACCACGCAGCGUCCCUGCCGUGCUCCUGGCCGGGAGCACGAGGCCGGUGGCCGCCGUCCCCACGCCGAGCGGCCCGCGGGACGACUCGCGAGGACGGAGCUCUCCGGAGAGGGGCGGUUCCUCUGGUUGGCGAAAGCCUCGCCAACUUCUUUUAGAAAAGAAAAGAAAAAAAAAAAGAAAAAAGAAAAAAAAAAAAGAACCGUGAGCGAGUGAUGACGGUACUUCAGAUGCACAAAGGAAUCUCUCAGCAGAUAUUCGCCCGAGGAGCGCGGCCUCGGCUCGCGCCGCGGGGCCGGGAGCGGUUUCCCAUGCGGGGUUCCAACGGGAGCGCCAGGCGUGCCGCGAGGACGAGGCGGCGGGAGGAAGGCUCCCUCCUCCUCCUCCCGGAGCUGGAUGUGCUCGGGGUUUGUGUUGCUGGAAGCUCCCGUCCGGCUUCCCAGCUGCUGGGGAGCGGCGCUCGGGAAGGCACCCGCUCGGACGGACGGGAGCGGAGAGCCGGGACAGAGGGUGACAGAGGGCGGUGGGCUCGCGGCCCCCGCCGAGCUCCCCCCGCGCCCGGGGCAGCGCGGUUUCGGGGAGCUGGCGGUGCUGCUGGUGGCCGCGAGGCUCGAGGCCGCGUUACCGGCCUCAAAAAUGCGCCGGGAGGCACGAGGCCACCAGAAGGGACGACCGCGGGUCUGUCCUGCACGGGGAGCGCUCUCGGCCCCGGCACGCGGUCAUCCCGCGCCCGGGGCAGAGCUGAGGAGGUGAAACAUCGGCGCGGGGCGAGGCAGAGCCUCGGCGAGAGCUGGAGGCUGAGAGAGAGAAAAAAAGAGAGGCGCCAGGGCCGGGCCUGGCUUCCGCAAUAUCUGCUGAGAGCCCAAAACGUUCACCCCGAAGUACCUUGACGAAAAGAAGAAAGUUUUAUUCCUCUUAUUUUUUUAAUGAAAGAAAAAAAAAAAUAAAAGCAAACCAUGCACUUUACGCGGCCCAGCGCGGGGGCUGCCGGCGCCCGGAGGGGCCCCGUCCCCCUCUCCCACGGCAGCGGGGCCGAUUCUCAUUCCCUUCCUCUGCGGCCGGCGGGGCGGCUUCGGGAGGCGCCGGGGAGCGGCCGGCGGUUGCCGAAGGCAGGUCCUGGAUUUACCACUAGCAAAGAUGACGCCCGACGUGACGAACUCCUCAUGCUAGCGAGCACUCCUUACCGUAGCAGAUUUUUGCAAAUGGAGUUUUACAGUCUAUAUUUAAAGAAUUGUAUGUUUGUAACAAAUAAAAAAGUAUGCGGAAAAGUGAAUGAAAAACCCA
Molecule: messenger RNA, 5768 nt
Organism: Anas platyrhynchos (mallard)
Lineage: Eukaryota; Metazoa; Chordata; Aves; Anseriformes; Anatidae
Gene: PURB
Product: purine rich element binding protein B
Biological process (GO): regulation of transcription by RNA polymerase II
Cellular component (GO): nucleus
Molecular function (GO): DNA-binding transcription factor activity, RNA polymerase II-specific; RNA polymerase II transcription regulatory region sequence-specific DNA binding; purine-rich negative regulatory element binding
Source: RefSeq, a predicted model, not a curated record